Messenger RNA from Colletotrichum lupini, 1854 nucleotides. Its product is annotated as eukaryotic aspartyl protease. Lineage: Eukaryota; Fungi; Ascomycota; Sordariomycetes; Glomerellales; Glomerellaceae. Gene Ontology annotation, cellular component: fungal-type vacuole. Gene Ontology annotation, biological process: proteolysis. The transcript is spliced from 5 exons. The coding region runs from base 1 to 1854 and encodes 617 amino acids. Gene Ontology annotation, molecular function: aspartic-type endopeptidase activity. The record is from RefSeq and is a predicted model, not a curated record.
AUGAAGGUCGCCAAUGUCCUCUCCUCUCUGUUGGGAGUUGGUCUCCUGUCCGCCGACGCCGUCUUGGCCAAGGACAGACGCCGUGUCGGUGUCGAGAUCAAGAGCCCUCUCAAAGGCGUCAACUUCCAGCGCAUCAAGGCCUUUCGUGAGGCUGCCCCUGAUGAGGUCUCUGGCCGCACCCAGAAACUGAAGCCAUUCCAUGGCAGAAUCACCGGCCACAACGCCGCCACUGCCUUGGGCGCUGCCCAGCCUCGAGAUCUCUCUUCCAGCUACCAGAACAUCACAGCCUUGUCUCCUUGGGGUACUCAAUAUGCUGUCGAGGUUACCUGGGACGGCAAGCUCAUCAACAUGAUCUUCGACACCGGCAGCAGCGACACCUGGGCCACCAGUUCCAAUCUGACGUGUACCAACCUGUCAGGCACUGCUGUCUAUUCCCCUGAAUCUUGCGGCUUUGGACCGGACAAGAUUAACGACUUCAAAUAUGGCCCCGUCGAGGAUGUCCACUUCGCCUUGAGCUACGGUUCUGGCGAGCGAGUGUCCGGGCCCAUGGGUUACAGUGACAUCGAAGUAGCCGGCAUCGUCGUCAAACAACAGCAGGUCGGCCUGGCCAACAAGACGUACUGGAUGGGCAACAACUACACCAACGGUGUUCUCGGUCUUGCCUAUCCCUCGAUCACUAGUGCUUUCACUGGCGACAUGAAUGAGGAUCGCCCUGCUUUCCAGGUUCCAUACUCGCCCUUCUUUACCAGCAUGGUUCAGCAAGGGCUCUCUUCAGACGCCUUCAGCGUUUCUCUCGUCCGCAAUUCGUCUGGCGUAAUUGGAUGGGGUGGCCGCACUGGUCUGCCAAUCACUGGCCCCACGGCCUACACCGAUCUCAUCAUUACCAGCAUCAACUCACAGCGUCCCGACGGUAGCUGGCAAUACUCGUACUACACCAUCCUCGUCGAUGGCUUGCGUUGGGGAUCCACGAGCGACACCAAGAAGUACCUGUACAUUGUCGACACUGGCACGACGCUUAUGUACGUGCCUCCGCCCACAGCCGAGGCUAUUGCCAGAUCUUUCUCCCCCAGUGCCAUCUACUUGUUCCAGUAUGGCGGAUACUUCGCCCCUUGUGAUGCCAUUGCUCCCAAGAUAGCCGUCAUCAUCGAAGGCGCAAGCUUCUUCAUCAACCCCGUGGAUCUCAUCUACCGCGGACUGGUGGACCCUCUCACGGGUUACUGCCAGAUUGGUAUUACUACCGGUGGCAAGGGUCCGUACAUCCUGGGUUCAGUCUUCCUACACAAUGUCGAAGCCUACUUUGACGUUGGUGCUGGUCAGGUUCGCUUCUACGGUCGCGAAACCUACGGUGCCACUCCUCAGCUCCCCGAGAAGCUGUUCAACAAGAUUGGGGAUGAAUUUGCUGGGCAGGUCAGAGACAGCAGCAGUUCCAGCGCAGGCGGUGUUUCCACAGUGGACGAGACUGAAACCAGUGCUCGGGUCGGGACUUAUCGGAGUGGCGAGGAGGGCUUAUCGAGUUCUAGAGUCCUUAUCGAUAAGGCACCUCAGCCCCUCGGCAACACUUACUCACACCUCACCGACUUCCUUCCAAGCGAUACCGACCUUGCUGCUGCUGCUGCUUCGGAGGCCAGCUCUCUCCUUCUUUUCCCCUCUGCAGAUUUCUUUUCGGCCCUCUUCCUGUAUCUCUUGCACCACCUCUUCUUCGCCGUCACGGUCGUAUCGUCUCAACCCCCAUCGUUUGCGGUGUGCGGCGGUUACUCGGCAGUCGCUGUACCGAUCUUUUGGAACCCCUCCGACAUCCCCCGUGGUCGGCAACAAUUCUGGGAAAAAGACUGGAAUAGUGUUCUUCCGACCUGA